GGGAAUGGGCUGCCCGAGAGAGUCUUGUCUUUAAUGAAGGCCCCAUCCAGAGCCAGAUGGCAUUUACUGGUUGCUUUAGUUUGAAAUAUCCUGGCAACCCCCAGCCAGGGGACUUGAUUGAAGUGUUUCGCCCUGGCUAUCAGCACUGGGCCCUGUACUUGGGCGAUGGCUAUGUUAUCAACAUAGCACCUCGAGAGGAUGGCAUCUCUGCAUCAUUUACAAGCGCCAAGUCAGUAUUCAGCAGAAAGGCCCUGGUGAAGAUGCAGCUCUUGAAGGAUGUUGUGGGAAAGGACAGAUAUAGAAUAAACAAUAAAUAUGAUGAAACCUACCCUCCUCUCCCCAUGGAAGAAGUCAUACAACGGUCAGAGUUUGUUAUUGGACAGGAAGUGGAGUAUGACAUACUAGUCAACAACUGUGAGCAUUUUGUGACUUUGCUUCGCUAUGGAGAAGGAAUUUCAGAGCAGGCCAACAGAGCACUAAACACCAUUGGGGUUGUGACAGCUGCUGCCGGUGCCUUGUCAUUCCUGGGCUUGUUCUCAAAGAGACAAAGAGCAAAUACUAUUAACAAUUUACUGAAGAUAUAUUGGAACUGAAGAAAUUUGUGAGGAGGGGAAAACAAAAACUGGGGUGAAUACUUAUUUUCAAUGCAUCAUAUUGUUUCAAACUCCAGUGAUGGAUGGCAGGCUCUUUAAUAAAUUGCUUACUGAUAUUAUCUCAUCAUUGAGCCCAGGAAAUUUUUCUCCCUACUAGCAUAGAUUUUCUGUGGCAGCUGGAACAAGAAGCAGUAGCCUUGUGA
Molecule: messenger RNA, 796 nt
Organism: Molossus molossus (Pallas's mastiff bat)
Lineage: Eukaryota; Metazoa; Chordata; Mammalia; Chiroptera; Molossidae
Gene: PLAAT1
Product: phospholipase A and acyltransferase 1
Exons: 4
Coding region: 57-593 (178 amino acids)
Biological process (GO): N-acylphosphatidylethanolamine metabolic process
Cellular component (GO): cytoplasm
Molecular function (GO): glycerophospholipid phospholipase A1 activity; A2-type glycerophospholipase activity
Source: RefSeq, a predicted model, not a curated record